GCACUGGUGGGCAGCACUGGUGGGUGGGCACAGGUGGGUGGCACUGGUGGGCACAGGUGGGUGGCACUGCAGAGUGGCACAGGUGGGUGGCACUGCAGAGUGGCACAGGUGCGUGCACUGCUGGGCACAGGUGGGUGCACUGCUGGGCACAGGUGGGUGAUCUGCUGGGCACAGGUGGGCGGAACUUGCGGGUGGCACUGCUGGGCACCGAUCAUCAGGGCACUGAUCAUCAGUGCCCUGAUGAUCGGUGCCGAUCCCCGCUCUGACAACUGCCGGUUCUCAGCAGUACUUUCCUCACGAUAUGACAGUGUGAGGAAAGUGCAGCCGAGAACCGGCACUUGC
Staurois parvus is the source of this 342-nucleotide messenger RNA. NCBI's taxonomy places the organism in Eukaryota, Metazoa, Chordata, Amphibia, Anura, Ranidae. The record is from the annotation of a GenBank genome assembly.